Molecule: messenger RNA, 2333 nt
Organism: Diprion similis
Lineage: Eukaryota; Metazoa; Arthropoda; Insecta; Hymenoptera; Diprionidae
Gene: eRF1
Product: eukaryotic peptide chain release factor subunit 1
Exons: 12
Coding region: 239-1549 (436 amino acids)
Biological process (GO): cytoplasmic translational termination
Cellular component (GO): translation release factor complex; cytosol
Molecular function (GO): translation release factor activity, codon specific; sequence-specific mRNA binding
Source: RefSeq, a predicted model, not a curated record
UGCCUUUUUACUUCUCACUUUAGGGCAGUGCAGUGUACUGAUUGACGCAGGGCUGACGUUUCACUGCGGUAUUCGCAUGGCCGAUGCGUGUAGUAUAAAAUUUAUUUUAAUGUGGCAUCCUCUGUUUUACCAGUUUCAUCAUUAGACGCAUCAACAAUUGACAAAUAUUUGAACUCCCAGGCACUAAUUUACAACCGAGGAUAGUUACGAGAUAACCGAGCACUAAAAAAUUCCAACCAUGUCGAACGAGGAAACUUCGGCCGAUCGCAAUGUAGAGAUCUGGAAAAUCAAGAAGCUGAUUAAAAGUUUGGAAAUGGCACGUGGAAAUGGUACAAGUAUGAUUUCGUUAAUUAUACCACCAAAGGAUCAAAUAUCCAGAGUAAGUAAGAUGUUGGCUGAUGAAUUUGGUACAGCAUCCAACAUCAAAUCGCGUGUGAAUAGAUUAUCCGUACUGGGUGCAAUUACGUCCGUUCAACACAGACUGAAGCUAUAUACUAAAGUACCACCAAAUGGAUUAGUAAUAUACUGUGGUACUAUUGUAACAGAGGAAGGCAAGGAAAAGAAAGUAAACAUCGAUUUUGAACCAUUCAAGCCCAUCAACACAUCCCUUUAUCUGUGCGAUAAUAAGUUUCAUACUGAGGCUUUAACAGCUCUCUUGGCCGAUGAUAACAAAUUUGGAUUUAUAGUUAUGGAUGGUAAUGGAGCGUUAUUUGGUACACUGCAAGGGAACACGCGUGAAGUUCUCCACAAGUUUACUGUUGAUUUACCGAAAAAGCAUGGUAGAGGUGGACAGUCAGCCCUACGUUUUGCAAGAUUGCGUAUGGAGAAGCGACAUAACUAUGUCCGCAAAGUGGCUGAAGUUGCAACCCAACUUUACAUUACUAAUGACAAACCUAAUAUAGCUGGUCUGAUUUUGGCUGGAAGUGCUGAUUUCAAGACAGAACUGAGUCAGUCCGACAUGUUUGAUCCUAGAUUACAAGCAAAAGUAAUCAAACUAGUUGAUGUGUCAUAUGGUGGUGAAAACGGAUUCAAUCAAGCAAUUGAAUUAGCUGCCGAAUCUUUACAAAACGUGAAAUUUAUCCAGGAAAAAAAGCUCAUAGGCCGAUAUUUUGACGAGAUAUCACAAGAUACGGGGAAGUAUUGCUUUGGUGUAGAAGAUACAUUGAGAGCAUUGGAAUUAGGAAGCGUUGAAACGUUGAUAUGUUGGGAAAAUUUAGAUAUUCAGAGAUACGUACUGAAAAAUCAUACUAAUGCUGAAGAAAAAGUGUUGCACCUAACGCCAGAGCAAGAAAAGGACAAAUCACACUUUACCGAUAAAGAGAGCGGUGUGGAACUUGAAUUAGUUGAGUGUCAGCCACUUUUGGAAUGGCUUGCAAACAAUUACAAGAGUUUUGGUGCUACUUUGGAAAUUAUCACAGACAAGUCGCAAGAAGGUUCCCAAUUCGUUAGAGGGUUUGGUGGAAUAGGAGGAAUCCUGCGCUACAAAGUUGAUUUCCAAUCACUGCAGGCUGAUGAGCCACUUGACGAUGUUGACCUCGAUGAUUACUAAUUUCAUCUGUCAAGUACUCAGAGUCAACCAGCUUGCAAUCUGGGAAAGGUGUUUUACGGUACAAAGUGGAUUUCCAAAGUAUGCAGUUGGAAGAUACUGAAGUUGAAAGUUUUGAUCUAGAUGACUAUUAAACUACCAACAAAGACUCGGUUCUCUUAGCUUCCAGGCUCACACGAUUACAUUACGAUCACUUUUUUCAACGUGAAGACAGUGGUGACAAAUCUCAUCAAUAGUUACAAGAUCGAUUGGAACAACCACUAAUACACAUUAUAUUAAAAUCAACGAUCAUUUUCAUAGGUUUUUAAAAAGCAGCAUAGAGAACAGUUGCAAAGAUAAAUAUGUGACCCAUUUGGAAUCGUAUUAUCAUCUAGAGAUUAGGAAACGUCAAGCAGUUGUAGUUGGUAUAUAAAACUGAUAGAAAAAAAUGCAGUUUAUGCCAACAGUCCAAGACUAAAAAUGGCCAGCCAGCUUGAUGCCUGCCUAUUGAACUAAUAAUACGUUGUCUUAUUAUACUAGCUUCUUUGAUUAUUCAAAUGAAUUUGAUUUAAAUUUUCUGCAAUUUUACGGACGCUAUUUAUGAUUGUACAGUACAUAAUUUGGGACAUAAUAAUCUUGUACCAAAUUGAUGUUGCAGCACUGUAUUGUAACAAUUCUUGUUAUCGAAUCGGUAACUGACUUAUGUAUGUAUGAUUGUAGCGUUAUUCUUGUUUAUAUAAAAUUUUGGUGAAGUGUAAUAAAUUGAUUAUUAUAAAUACAAUUUGUGUAUCGUACAUUUUGUACCAUC